AUGCGUUCCGCUAUCCUCAUCGCCGCUAUCUCUGGCCUCGCUGCCGCCAACCCCGUUGCUCCCCGGGACACCACGGCCCAGAACGGUAUUGAUCUGAGUGCUUUCGACUCUGAGCCUGUCCCGACCAAGGUUGGCCCUGCCGUCGGCGCUGCCGUCGAGACUCCCACCUACGACCCGGCGGUCGCCAAGGCUGAGGCCUCAAAGGAUGCCGCGGCAAACCCCAUUGCCGUCUCCAACUCGACCCUGACUGCCCGUACGGUUGCUCCCGCCGGUUGCGGAGCCAAGCAGCCCGAUGGCUACGGGCCCGUGUCCAGCCCGGACACCUACGACUCCUUCAUGGCGGACCCUCAAUUGACCAACAUUGCCACCAACGCCCCGACGCCACAGGGCUACAACCUGUCUUUCUCCAACAAGCAGGCCUCGACGUCAUGCGCCUCCUACUUGGGUCUUUACACCAUGAAGAGCUUUGACACCAUCAAGUGCCAGCAGUACUGCGAUGCCGCCCCUGCUUGCUACGGUAUCAACGUGUACAUGGAGAGAGACCCCAGCUAUGACCCUACCGACGCUUGCCCCAACCCUGUGAGCAUCACCAACUACAAGUGUACCCUCUGGGGUUCCGCCGUCACCGAGGAGACCGCCACCAACCAGGGACAAUGGAGAGCCCGGUUCCACGUUGGUGUAACCGGAUCAAACGGAUACUCCAAGAACACGCCUCCCCCGUCUUACCCCGAUUUCACCGGCCCCGUUGCCUUCGGCGGCGCCACCCAGGCCCCGAAGUCGUACAUGGGAGCCAAGUACUACGCUGGUGUCUACGACCCCGGCCAGUGCGCCGCCGCCUGCAAGGCCAACACCAAGUACGACCACGACCACCCCAGAGCCGACGGCACCUACGACGCCUGCAACUUCUUCAACGCCUACGUCCUCAGCAAGAACAACGUCCCCCAGGGAACCUAUUGCUCCCUGUACACCCAGUCCUGGGACAAGUCCUACAGCACCAACGUCGGCCAGUGGAGAGGCAGCGACUACUACUCCGUCUCCUCCAGCUACGGAUACAGCCUUACUGUCCAGGACUCUGGAAAGAUCUAA
Colletotrichum phormii is the source of this 1086-nucleotide messenger RNA. RefSeq lists its product as uncharacterized. Bases 1 to 1086 code for a protein of 361 amino acids. The transcript has 4 exons. The record is from RefSeq and is a predicted model, not a curated record. NCBI's taxonomy places the organism in Eukaryota, Fungi, Ascomycota, Sordariomycetes, Glomerellales, Glomerellaceae.